Punica granatum (pomegranate) is the source of this 1188-nucleotide messenger RNA. The record is from RefSeq and is a predicted model, not a curated record. Lineage: Eukaryota; Viridiplantae; Streptophyta; Magnoliopsida; Myrtales; Lythraceae.
UAAUCAUCAAGUAUCUAUUUUAUUGUUUUUUGUAAUAAAAAGAAAAAGGAAAAAACAAAUUAAAAGCUUCCCUCAGUUCUCUGCGGCUUCUCCGACCUCCGCCACGCAGAAGCCGAGGAGAAGAGAAGCAGCAGCUCCGCCUCCGUCGCCUCCUUCCGACGACUCCUCUCCCCCAGCUGAUCGGUCUCCGCUUCGAGUUCAUAGAGACAGAGAUAUCCACCACAAAGACACAGCGGGAGAAAGAGAGGGUAAGCUCUGCAGAAAUUUCGGAUAAUGGAGUCAGUUCUGGUGGUCAACUCGCAGCCUCUAGCCCUUCUCCGUCUCCGUGCGGCCGCCAUCGCCUCAUCUCAGCUCCAGCUCCAGCUCCUCCCCCUAUCUUCUAGAAGCUUCCUCGCGCCCCUUUCCUUAUCAAGCCGGCGGACUCUGGGUCUCCGCCGCUCCUUUGCUCUCUCCGUCAGUGCCACUCUCACCGCCAAUUCGACUCCGGCGAGAAGUGGUGUUUAUACAGUAGGGGAUUUCAUGACAAGGAAAGAAGAAAUGCAUGUGGUGAAACCAACAACAUCUGUAGAUGAUGCUUUGGAGAUGCUGGUUGAGAACAGAAUCACUGGUUUCCCUGUAAUUGACGAUGACUGGAAGCUGGUUGGUCUUGUUUCUGAUUAUGAUUUGCUGGCAUUGGACUCUAUAUCAGGUGGUGGACUAGCUGAUAACAACAUGUUCCCUGAGGUUGACAGCACCUGGAAAACAUUCAACGAGGUACAGAAGUUGCUUAGUAAAACCAACGGGCAAGUUAUUGGUGAUCUAAUGACCCCUGCUCCUGUUGUUGUUCGUGAAACCACAAAUCUGGAGGAUGCCGCAAGAUUAUUGCUUGAGACAAAGUAUCGGAGGCUUCCAGUCGUAGAUGUUGAUGGCAAGCUGGUCGGCAUCAUCACAAGAGGGAACGUCGUGAGAGCUGCUCUUCAAAUAAAGCGUGAAACUGAACAGAAAGCUUAGUCUGACAAUUGUGGCCGAGCAGAAUUGAGGCGAGAUCGGUUUUUCCUGAACGUAGUUCCGCAGUUGUAUGAAAGGAGCUUUUGUGAGUAAGCAAAAGCAGCUUUUCGUAUGCUACAAUUUUGUGCUGAAUGAUACGUAACAGAUAUUGCCUUCAACUAUAUAAUAUCAUACAUGAGUACAACAUCCUCUCGGCCAAUG